AAACGGUGAGGGUGAAGUCACCGUUUCUUUACACGAAACUGUCAUUCUCUCUUUACACGCUCUCUCUCUCUCUUUACACGAAACUGUCAUUCUCUCUCAAGAGAAUAUAACAGUGUGAUACAAAGAACCUUUCGAAACAGCCAAAGUUUCCCCUGAGACUGAGAGUCUGAUAUUUUAUUUUAAUUUCAAAACUUUUUUUUUAAUGGAGGAAAUAAGGAAUCAGAUACCAGUUCUUUAUAAAGAAAUGGAGGGUAAUUUAAUCCAAGUGGAGACUGCAAAUAAAAAAGGAGGAACUGAGGAAGGAUUACGGAGUACGGAGUGGAUAUGGAGGAGAAUGAAUAUCGGGUGGCUCCUCCGCCCAUCGUAUUCCGGUGGGACGUGUUCCUGAGUUUCAGAGGCGAGGACACUCGCCAUGGCUUCACUAAGAACCUCUUCAACGAGCUCGUAAGUAAAAAUAUCCGAACGUUCAUGGACGACGAGGGGUUGCACAGAGGGGAUGAGAUCGCGCCGAGCCUAUUGACUGCGAUAGAGGAUUCGGCGGCGUCGAUCGCAGUCAUAUCGAAGAAGUACGCAUCGUCCAGGUGGUGCUUGGAAGAGCUGGCGAAGAUCGUGGAGUGCCAGCGGCUGAUACUUCCGGUGUUUUACCAAGUGGAUCCCUCCGAUGUACGACAACAGAAGGGCCCCUUCGAAGCUGACUUCCAGACGCUGGAGCAACGUUUCGGAACGGAAAAGACCUUGGUAUGGAGAGCAGCUAUGACGAAAGCUGGUGGAAUUGCCGGUUGGGAUUCCAGAGUCUGCAGGGAAGAAUCACAGUUGAUACAAGCUUUAGUUGAAAGGAUUUUGACCGUUUCAAGUAAUAUUCCAUUAGGUGUGGCUAAGCAUCCUGUUGGUCUCAAUUCUCGUGUAGAAGAACUGAUGAAAGUGUUAGAUGUUAAAUUCAAUGAUGUCCGAGUUGUGGGACUUGUUGGAAUGGGUGGGAUUGGCAAGACAACCCUUGCUAAGGCCGUUUAUAAUAAAAUGGUCUUUCAAUUUAAGCAUCACAGCUUCAUGUUUAACAUCAGAGAAACUUCAAGGAAAGGGUGCAAUUUAGUUUCACUUCAAAACAAGAUUCUUCAUGAUCUUUUCCCUGUUAAUGCAUUAACUGUGGAUGAUGUCAGUAAAGGUAUCAAUGUUAUCAAACAAAAAAUUCAUGAAAAGCCCGUUCUUGUUGUUCUGGACGAUGUUGAUGAUGUGAGAGAACUUGAGGCUUUAGCUGGUGGGAGAGACUGGUUUUGUGAUGGAAGUAGGAUUAUUAUAACCACAAGACAUAGACAGAUAUUAAAGGACAUUGUAAAUAUAACCUAUGAUGUUAAAGAAUUGAAUGAGAGUGAGUCACUCCAACUCUUCAGUUACCAUGCCUUUGGGAGGGAGAAACCUCCGGAAACUUUCAUGUGUUUUACCAAGGAAAUUGCAUUACACACAGGAGGAUUACCAUUGGCAUUAGAAGUUUUUGGUUCUCUUUUGCUUGGUAAGAAAGUAAAAGAGUGCUGGGAAGAUACACUGCAGAAGUUGAGAAAGAUUCUUCCAGAUGACCUCCAUAAUUUGUUAAAGAUCAGUUAUGAUGCAUUGGAUGAAGAGAAUAAACGCAUAUUCCUUGACAUUGCAUGUUUCUUUUCUAGCAUGGACAUGAGCAGAGAAAGUGCUAUUGAUAUAUUUAAGGGCUGUGGUUUCCAUGCUGAGACAGCAAUGACAGAACUUGCAAUGAGAUCUCUCAUAAGGAUUGUUGAUGGAAAUACCUUGUGGAUGCAUGACCAGCUUAGAGACAUGGGACAGCAAAUUGUUCGACAGGAAUGCUUUGAAGAUCCUGGUAUGCGUAGCAGAUUGUGGGAUCAGGAUGAAGUAAUGUCUGUUUUGGACUCUAAAAAGGGAACAAGAAAAAUUGAGGGCAUCAUCCUUGACAUUGGAGAGAAGAAAAUAAAGAGGGUUUUAAGCUCUAAAGGAUAUUCUAAAAUCAUCAAACGUGGAGGUCCUAUUUCAUGGUUGAAGGAUAAAUUCAAGAGUACAUUCAAUUUUGAAGCAAGGAAAGAGAAGGGGGUGAAACUGUGCACUUAUUCUUUCAAACCAAUGAUUAAUCUAAGACUGCUUCAAAUCAAUAAUGCUACCUUGGAGGGAAGCUUUAAACUUAUGCCUUCUGAACUAGCAUGGUUAGAAUGGAAAGGAUGUCCUUUGGAUGCUCUUCCCUCUGGCUUUUCUACAUCAAAACUUGCUGUCCUUGAUCUGUCUCAGAGUAAAAUUAGACAUGUAUGGGAAUCAAGAUGUAUGGGUGGGCAGUACAAGAUGGCUAAGCAGCUGAAGGUAAUGAAUCUCCAUGGUUGCUAUAAUCUAACUGCUACACCUGAUUUUGGUGGGCACCCGAAGCUGGAAAAACUUAUUCUUGAACGUUGCACUGAACUGAUUGAAGUUCACAAAUCAAUUGGGGAUCUAAGCAUGUUGCGUAUCUUGAACUUGGAAGGCUGUUGCAAUCUGAAGGAAUUUCCGAGUGAUGUUUCUGGAUUGACAAAUCUUCAAAAGCUGAUCCUCUCCGGUUGCUCCAAACUGAAAGAAUUACCUAGGGACCUCAGGAGAAUGAAGUCUUUAACUGAGCUUCUUGUUGAUGGAACUGCUAUAGAGAAACUACCCGAUUCAAUAUCCUGCCUCAAGAAACUUGAAAUGUUCAGUUUAAGAAGAUGCCAGUCACUGACCCAAUUACCUACUUCCAUAGGAAAACUGGUUUUUCUAAGGGAGCUCUAUCUGGAUGGUUCUUCUUUGAAAGAAAUACCUAUUUCCAUUGGCUCUUUAAAGAGACUAGAGAAACUAAAUUUAGCUGGCUGUAAAUUGAUAACUACACUCCCUGAUUCCAUUGGAAAUAUGGAGUCAUUGCUGAGUCUUUUUCUUUCCAGCACUUCAAUUAGAGAACUCCUGAUUCCAUUGGCUCGUUAUCCCGUCUGAAGUUUAUCAGUUUUCCGUUGUCAAUUUCUUAGCACUUUGCCCAAUUCUAUUGGAAGAUUAACAUCUAUAAGUGAGCUUCACCUAGACUAUACAUCAAUCAAUGGUCUACCCGAUGAGAUUGGAAAUUUGAACAUGCUUCAGAACCUGGAGACAAGGUUUUGUAAUUCACUGAGCUAUUUGCCAGAUUCAAUUGUAAAUAUCUCAACUCUAACUACUCUAGUCCUCAAUGAUACCAUCAUUACUGAAUUGCCAGAGUCCAUUGGGCAAUUGGAGAAACUUAAGAAAUUGAAUAUAAACAAGUGCAGACGUGUCAGAAGAUUGCCAGAUUCCAUUGGGAACUUAAAGAAUUUGCACAGCUUGCUAAUGGAGGAAACUGAUAUAACAGAGUUACCAGAAAAUUUUGGGAACCUCUCAAGCUUAGGGGUAUUGAGAAUGACAAAACGUCUUCAUCUUAAAGAGGCACAGAAAAUUGCAGAACAUUUAGAGCAGACUGUUCUCACAGCCCAACAUAACAAGUUCUUUGUUCUUCCAACUUCCUUUUCUGAUCUCUCUUCUCUAUAUGAGCUGAGUGCUCAUUCUUGUGGAUUGUCUGGCGAAAUCCCUAAUAAUUUUGAAAAGUUAACAUCAUUAAAGACUUUAGAGAUGGGACGCAACAACAUCUGCAGACUUCCAUCGAGCCUAAGGGGCCUUUCUGUUCUCAGAAAGCUUACCUUAUCCCACUCUGUGGAGCUCAAGUCCCUCCCUCCACUUCCAUCAAGUUUGACUGAUGUUAAUGUUGCAAAUUGUACUGCAUUGGAGAGUAUAUCUGAUCUUUCGAACUUGAAGAAUUUGGAGCAUUUGGACCUAACAAAUUGCAAUAAAGUAAUCGAUAUUCCAGGUUUGGAAUCCUUGAAUUCCUUGAAACGGCUUUAUAUGACUGGUUGCACAACGUGUUGUUCAGUUGUGAAAAGAAGACUCUCAAAGGUUGCUCUAAGGCAUAUACAUAAUUUGAGUCUUCCUGGGAGUGAUAUUCCAAAUUGGUUUGUUCAAGAAAGCUUGAAUUUCUCAAGCCGCAGAAACCGUAAGAUCAGGAAUGUGAUUAUUUGUGUUGUCAUCUCUCUGGACCAACAGUUGCAAGAUGAUUCCAGAGAUACAGAGAUUGUAAUACCAGAUGUUAUGGCAAGAAUCCUUAGAGAGCCUGGUCCUCGUUCAAUAUUCUGUACUGCAUUGAACUUACAAGGAAUUCCAAAGACCCAUGAAGAUCAGAUUUACCUGUGUCGUUAUCCUGAUUGCUAUCCUCUGGUUUCCUUUCUAGAAGAUGGUGAUAGAAUUCAGGUAGAAGUGCGUGAUCCACCAUUUAUUAAGGGUCUUCAACUGAAGAAAUAUGGGACUCAUCUGGUUUUUGAAGAUGAUGAUGACGACAACAAUGACAAUGACAACAGCAAUGAUGAUGCAGCAGAACCAAGUCAUGAAAGCCAGGAGUCUGUCUCAGAGAAACUAUCAAAAUUUUUCAGAUCUUUGGAAUGACUUGAUCACUGAUUUGAGUUUGGUUCACGUGGAAUUGAAGGCAAAUGCAAAAACGUUGACUGUAAGUUAUUCAAAUUCUAAUGUUUCGUUUUCUUACUUGGAGCCUCAAGCAACCUUAUUAGUAUUGUUCUCUUUCUCCUCUUGUGCCCCCUCCUCACCUUCAUAUACAAGAAUUUCUGGGUUUGAGAACUGAGAUCAAUAGCCCAGCAGGAUCAUCAUUAGUGUAAUGAGGUGGUUAUCUGGAAAGUUACAGUCAUUGCCAUUGUACUUUAUUUAUGUUGUAAAAGCUAAAAACUACUUUACAAAGUUUUAUAGUCAUGCUAUCUGUCAUGAAAAUCGUUGGACAUGAAAGCAAUUCAGAUUCUCUCCGAAAGACUUGAACCUUUCUGCAGUUUAUAUGUUGUUAUAGUCAAGAAAAUUGAUCUAAUUUAUCGGAGUUGUUCUGUUA
Messenger RNA from Nelumbo nucifera (sacred lotus), 4921 nucleotides. NCBI's taxonomy places the organism in Eukaryota, Viridiplantae, Streptophyta, Magnoliopsida, Proteales, Nelumbonaceae. The record is from RefSeq and is a predicted model, not a curated record.